AUGAUCGGACAAGCUCGCGUCGAAGAAGCUCUCCUCCACCAGCUGGAUAUCCCGGUGGCGUACAACACCCGCGCGACCUCAAUUGCUGAGUUCGAUACAGGCGUGGUGGUCACCACUGAUCAGGGCAGAACGAUUGUGUCCAAGUACGCCAUCGCCGCCGAUGGGGCGCGCUCGUUUGUGCGCCGCGCCCUGGACAUCCCGUUCACCGGCACCAAGCCGGAGAUGGUCUGGGCGGUGCUGGACACCUUCAUCGAGACGGACUUUCCUGUCUGUCCGGAGAUCAUUACAUUCCAGAAGGAUGGGCAGUCGCGGAUCACGCAGGAGAAAGCCGAGGCUUCGAUCCAGGAGCAUAUGGCGCCCCACAAGAUCGAGUUCAAGCGCACGGAGUGGUUUAGCACCUUCGAGAUAAAAGAACGCGUUGCCAGCACCUUCAUCUCCAAGGAUGGACACGGUCGCAUUCUGCUCGCCGGCGACGCUGCGCAUGUCCACGCCGUCAACGGCGGGCAGGGCCUGAACACGGGCAUUGCGGACGCCUUCAACCUGAUCUGGCGCGUUGCAUUUGCUGUCAAGGGCCUUGGGGGCUCGACCUUGCUAGCAAGCUACGACGAGGAGCGACGCGCCACUGCCACCGGGGUGAUCGAUGUCGCUGCCAAGCUGGUGCGCAUGACCGUUAAGACGGCCCUGGAGUAUGUCGAUAUCAUUGAGAAGAAUGCUGCCUAUAUUACCGGAAUGGGUGUGUCGUAUCUCCCUUCAACUCCCCUCGUCAAGACAUCCUCCCACGCGGACUUUGUCGCUGGCAGUCGUUGUCCCGAUCUCUGGGUUACGAGUCUUCCGCCGACCAGGCUCUUCGCGGCUGCGGUGGAGAAUCCUGAGGUUGCUAAGUGGGAACCGUCCAAGACUCGGCUCUAUGAGAUCUUUCAAUAUGGCAAGUUCAAGGUCUUCUUCCUCGGGAAGGAUGCUCCAACCGAGUGGGAGUAUCAAGCUGUCAAGCUGCAGCAAAAGGCCGAGUUCUGGAAUGUUCAUGCCUUAUCGCAACGAGUCACGAGUCUUGUGUAUGAAUACCAAGCGGAGUGGGUGGAUGAUGCUCACGAGGCGGUCGUGGUGGUCCGACCGGACUUGUAUGUGGGAUAUGUUGGCCAGGACUGGGUGCAAUAUUUGGAGGAAGUAUUUGCUUGA
This is a messenger RNA of Aspergillus aculeatus ATCC 16872, 1176 nucleotides long. RefSeq lists its product as uncharacterized. Gene Ontology annotation, molecular function: FAD binding. The record is from RefSeq and is a predicted model, not a curated record. Bases 1 to 1176 code for a protein of 391 amino acids. Lineage: Eukaryota; Fungi; Ascomycota; Eurotiomycetes; Eurotiales; Aspergillaceae. The transcript has 4 exons.